GAUAACAAUUCAGAUUACAUUCACACGCCUUACAAAUUACUAUUUUUUUAAUUAAAUACUGUAUAAACAACUAAUUAUAAACUUAAAGGCAAACCAUGUCGGUGAUGCCCAACGUUGAUCCCAAAGCCGGCGAGGCCGCCAAGCCGCGCGUCUUAGACCCCGCCGAGCUAGACAGAAUGGCCAUGCAUUUUGUGGGCAACCUGAACAGGUAUCGUGAGAAUAUUGUAAUACCCAAAAGUAAUGGGCCGGUCCAGAUUAAAACCAACGAGGAGAAGCUCAUUGAAACAGCUGUGGAAAGUUGCGCCUUUAAAAGCGCCAUGGCCUGCGUUAUGGGCUACGGAUUGGGCGCUGCUUUGGGCCUGUUCAGCGCCUCCGUAAAUCCAAAUAUGGCCGAUCCAUUCGCAAAUGAAAAGAAACAGACGGCGCGCGAAGUAUUCCGCGAGAUGCGCUCCACAACGCAUUCGUAUGCCAAGAAUUUUGCCCUCAUUGGCGCUGUAUUCUCCAUUGUCGAAUGCACCAUAGAAAGUAAACGCGGCGUCACCGACUGGCGCAACGGUACCUAUGCGGGCGGCAUUACGGGCGGCCUGAUUGGCCUGCGUGCGGGCAUUAAGGCCGGCGUCAUUGGCGGCCUGGGCUUUGCGGCGUUCUCCUCGGCGAUUGAUUACUAUAUGCAUAUGAGAUAGGUGCACUAAAAGUGUGUGUGUGUAGCUCGUAUAAAUGUUUGUUCUUAAUUACAAA
Drosophila novamexicana is the source of this 738-nucleotide messenger RNA. RefSeq names its product mitochondrial import inner membrane translocase subunit Tim22. The transcript is spliced from 3 exons. NCBI's taxonomy places the organism in Eukaryota, Metazoa, Arthropoda, Insecta, Diptera, Drosophilidae. Bases 96 to 683 code for a protein of 195 amino acids. Gene Ontology annotation, biological process: protein insertion into mitochondrial inner membrane. Gene Ontology annotation, cellular component: TIM22 mitochondrial import inner membrane insertion complex. The record is from RefSeq and is a predicted model, not a curated record. Gene Ontology annotation, molecular function: transmembrane protein transporter activity.